CGUGUAACGCGAAUCAGUAGGUGCAAAACGUCUUGGUCUGCACAAUGAGAACACUACUCUGUAUUGCUGUUUGCCUUCUGGCAGGGGCUUUGGCCCUCGACAUUCGUCAACUUCAACCUGAGACGCGAUUUGUGAAGCCCCUUGAUGAGCCGGAAAAAUUCACCGUUAGCGAGUGGGAACAGGUUAUGGAAAACAUGAGGCCCAGAGCUGACGCACCCAUCGUGGACAGGAUGAUGAGGCAACCCCAGCCAAAUUUCGCUGGAAAAGUUUUUGUCGACGUUAAAGAGGACGGCCGCAUUGUGAACGGAGCGUUGGCGGUCAGAGGCCAGUUUCCCUGGCAGGCGGCCAUAAUCAUCAAUGGUGCCUCCUUCUGCGGGGGAUCCCUCAUUUCAACCACGCAUAUCCUGACUGCCGCCCAUUGCGCUCCAGGAGGCCUAGGAACUUCUUACAGGGUCAUUCUCGGCGCGCAGAACGUUUCAGCUACGAGUGAAAACGGUCGCGUGGAAUUUACGACAACCUCAUCAAUUAAACACCCCAACUACGACGAUACCGUGCUCAACAAUGAUAUUGCUAUUUUAACCCUCCCAUCAGCUGUCACCCUGUCGAGCUACAUUUCGGUGGUUCGCCUUCCCAGACUGUCGGACGCGUCAAAUACUUUCUCGGGAACUUCGGCAACUGUGAGUGGAUGGGGACGCCCUUCAGACACCACCUCAAGCAUCAGCGAUGUUUUGCGUUAUGUUUCCCUCCCAAUUAUUUCCAACUCGCAAUGUGCAUCGAUCUACGGCUCCAGUGUGGUAAUUUCAUCCACCCUUUGCUGCUCAGGAGCGGGUGGACUCUCCACUUGCAACGGUGAUUCCGGCGGCCCUCUUGUCUACACCGAGGCAGAUGGUGCAAAGACGCAAUUGGGCGUAGUUUCCUUUGUUUCCUCCACAGGUUGCGCUUCUGGAAACCCUUCAGGUUACGCCCGAGUGACCAGUUUCCUCAACUGGAUUUCAACCAACACUGGAAUUGCUAUCAGACCCUGAUAACCUUAUUUGCAAUAUUCAGUUGAAAUAAAAUAAUAAAGUUUAUAAAAGAUGGACGAUCUAUUAAUAUUU
Molecule: messenger RNA, 1097 nt
Organism: Neocloeon triangulifer
Lineage: Eukaryota; Metazoa; Arthropoda; Insecta; Ephemeroptera; Baetidae
Product: brachyurin-like
Exons: 6
Coding region: 45-1025 (326 amino acids)
Biological process (GO): proteolysis
Molecular function (GO): serine-type endopeptidase activity
Source: RefSeq, a predicted model, not a curated record